AUCUUCACAAUGUAUUCACUAUCAUAGUAUCAUGUCGGUGAUACUUAAUUUCCGAAAUCUCGAGUUAAUAACUAUAAUAUUAUUCGCAUUAACUAUGACUUAAUAAUAGGUUACUUAAACGCUUAGGCACUAGUAACUUGUAAGGAUUUGUUCUGCCUCGUCGGGUAGGCCAUCCGAUUUUAGGAAAAUGAAAGUGAUAUUUAGGGUGUUGAGAUCAUAUUAUUGCGGACCCAGCAUUUCGAACGAAUACAAGAGCAGUUUAUCGUUUGUGUUCACAAGUUAUCGCCGUUAUUCUGAAAACCACGAAGGAAGAACAGAAGUUCCACUCAAGUAUCAGAAUAUACCUAGUGAAAACAUUCGCAACUUUAGCAUCAUAGCGCACGUAGAUCAUGGCAAGAGCACAUUGGCUGAUCGGCUAUUGGAAUUGACAAAUACCAUCUGCAUCGAGGAAGGCAAAGCACAAGUGCUGGAUCGGUUACAAGUAGAAAAAGAAAGAGGUAUAACAGUGAAGGCUCAAACUGCUUCAUUAUUUUAUAAAAGCAGAGUAGAUGAACAAUUAUACCUGUUAAACUUAAUCGAUACUCCAGGCCAUGUCGAUUUUUCUAAUGAAGUUUCUAGAUCGUUAUCAGCAUGCCAGGGUGUCAUACUUUUAGUGGAUGCUAACCAAGGUGUUCAAGCUCAGACAGUGGCUAAUUUUUACCUGGCCUUUUGCCAGAAUCUAAUUAUUGUACCUGUAUUAAAUAAAGUAGAUUUAAAAAAUGCCAAUCCAGAGAAAGUAGAAGAACAAUUGCGUGUCUUGUUUGAUAUUGAGCCAGAAACUGUUUUAAGGAUAUCAGCCAAGCAAGGGACUGGCGUAGAAGAUUUAUUAGAGUCAAUUGUCACUCGACUACUGCCCCCAGUUGCUAAUCGUCGAGCACCAUUCAAAGCUUUGAUUUUUGAUAGUUGGUUUGAUAAAUAUCGUGGGGCUGUAGUACUAAUUUAUGUUCAAGAUGGAUGUGUUAAAGAAGGUGAUAUAAUAACAACUGUGUACUCUCAAACAACAUAUACUGUAAAAAAUGUUGGAAUACUACGGCCAACAGAAUUUAAUACGGGAACAUUAGUAGGUGGUCAAGUCGGAUUUCUAACAUGUAAUAUAAGAUCAGCAAAAGAAGCUCAUAUUGGAGAUACUAUACAUUUGAAAGAUGAACCAGUUGAACCAUUCCCUGGGUUUAAACCUGCUCAACCAAUGGUAUUUGCUGGGUUAUUCCCUAUGGAUCAAUCAUUACACAUGGAAAUGAAAAGUGCUUUAGAACGAUUAACACUCAAUGAUUCGGCUGUUAGUAUUACAACUGAGUCAAGUCCAGCACUAGGUCUUGGUUGGAGAUUAGGUUUCCUUGGCCUGCUACAUUUAGAUGUAUUUAAUCAGAGAUUGGAACAGGAAUAUAAUGCUCAAGCCAUUAUGACAGCACCUAGUGUAACAUAUAAAGCUAAAGUGACGUCAAAAAAAUUAAUUGAAAAGUAUGGCAGUGAUGAAUUUUGUUUUUCUAACCCAAUGGAUUUUCCUGAUCCAACCUUCACUGUAGCACUUUAUGAACCGUUUAUUCUUGGCACCAUCAUAACUCCUGAUGAAUAUUUGGGAGGUGUCUUGUCAUUAUGUAUGGAGAAAAGAGGUGUACAAAAAUCAUCCACUAAUAUUGACAACACCAGAAUAAUGAUACAGUGCUAUUUCCCAUUAAAUGAAAUUGUCAUAGAUUUCCAUGAUACACUUAAAUCAAUUACAUCAGGUUUUGGAAGUUUUAGUUAUGAAGAUCAUGGAUAUGAACUCUCAAAUCUAAUAAAAUUAAAUAUUUUGCUUAAUGGAAACGUUGUUGAAGAACUUGGAACUAUAGUUCAUGCUAGUAAAGCUGUAAGUCUCGGGCGGAAAAUGGUAUUGAAAUUAGUGGACAUGAUUCCAAGACAAAUGUUUCAGAUUGCAAUUCAAGCUUCAGUCAAAGGAAAAAUAGUUGCAAGAGAAACAUUAAAAGCGUAUCGCAAAGAUGUAACAUCAAAACUUUGUGGAAAACGCGGUGGUGAUAUAACAAGAAAAAUGAAACUUUUAAAACAACAGUCGGAUGCUAAAAAAAAAAUGAAAAUGGUUGGAAACAUUGAAAUUCCCCGAGAUACAUUCAUUAAUGUUCUGAAACGUUGAGAAUUCUAUGAAAUAUUAUAUAAACUGUCGUUUUUGUUGAUCCUAAAUGAAGUUUUUAUUUUUGUUAUGAUUUUCAGUUAUAAGUAGUAGUAAAUGCAUUUUGUUAAAAAAUGUUAUUGUAUUUUAAUAAUUGAAUCUUAGCAUAAUUAAUAUGCUAAUGUAUGGCUAUUGGUUUCACCAUGUGCUUUUUCCUUUGUGUGUAGCUUUUUAAUUACUUCUGGCAAUUGAAAUGUUUUUUGUUUCAUUUUAAAAACAAUAAUGUGUGGACCUACUUCUGAAGGUCACUAUUUGUUUUUAAUGAUUGGAAAUUGUUAAAAAUAUCAUUUUUGCAUUGACAUUUUACAGGCAAAGUGCUAAUAUAAAGAAUUUCUAGAUUUUUUAUAAAAUAACAUAUUUUAAAAUAUUUACUUAUAUAUCAUCCCCGUCCCUGUACUUACCUAACCUUUUAGCAUUUAUUUUUAUAAAUUAAUUAAAUAGUGACAAUGACAAAAGUGUGCUUAUAAGUAUUUACAGAAUAAUAGCUUGUAAAUUCUCAUCCCAUUUUCAUUUUUUUUAAUUGUCCAUUAUGAGUAUUAAGUAAUAACAGUUGUAAUUCAAAAAGUUAGACAUUCCAAUUUAAAAAUUAAUUAUAUAAGACAACACAUGAAAAGCACAUUUAACUUCUAAUAGCUACAAUACGUAAAUAUUCGAUGCGCAUAUUUACUAAUACAUCAAUAAAAUUAUAAUAUUAUAUUAAGUAUUAUAUUUAUUAUACAUAGGUAAUUAUAAUUAAAAGUUAUAAUAAUUUGUAUAUAUGAUUGAAUAUUUUUGUACUGUCGUCUUAUAAGCUCUUAAUCAUCCAAACAAUAGUAUAUUUUGUGAGCACAAUACAACAGCACUAUAUGAGUAUAAUACAUAAACCAGGGCAGCAACAACUCCCCAGGUAACCAAGGCCAUUUUUUGGGAUAUGAAUAUAUGAUCAAAAAAUAAUUAUUUAUAAUUUACAUGUUAAUAAGGCAAUAUAAUAUAUUAUGUUCGCUUGAUGA
Myzus persicae (green peach aphid) is the source of this 3192-nucleotide messenger RNA. It is a transcript of the gene waw, whose product is annotated as translation factor GUF1 homolog, mitochondrial. The coding region runs from base 188 to 2167 and encodes 659 amino acids. The record is from RefSeq and is a predicted model, not a curated record. Gene Ontology annotation, biological process: positive regulation of translation. Gene Ontology annotation, cellular component: mitochondrion. Gene Ontology annotation, molecular function: mitochondrial ribosome binding; GTPase activity; GTP binding. Lineage: Eukaryota; Metazoa; Arthropoda; Insecta; Hemiptera; Aphididae. The transcript has 10 exons.